GUACUGCCUUUCUUAGGAUGGGCGAACCCAGGAUGCUUUCAUAUCUCCAGCAGGUUGUAUGAAGAUCAGGAUGACGAAGAAAAUGUCUGGGCAGUUGAUUGUUUUGCUCCUCGGAUUGGUGGUUUGCGUGGUCAUCGCCAGGAAUGUCGAAACGAAAAGCGAGGACAUUGAAGAGGAAAAUCAAACGGAAGAUCGAGAUAAGAGAUAUGUAUCGGGCACCGAUCUUCUGUUCCAGGAGUGGUCAGAGUAUCAACAAAACCAGCAACAGUCGAAAGAGGAGAGAGAUAGAAAUCAAGUGGCUAUGACAGAAUAUUUGGAAGCUAGAAAAAUGAAGUUUAAAGAAGAAUCGUAUACAAAGGACAAAUGUACCUGCAGUACAUAUACCAAGAAGGGGGAAAGUACUAAAAUCUGCUAUCCUGCUGGGUGCCAGGAACAAAAGGAAAACGACCAAAAGCAAGCUGUUUAGGCCAUGUCGUCAGACGAUCAUGUCACUUUACUAGUGACACACGUAGCUUCUUAUCAUUAUAAAUUGAGUAUGUUCUUUUAAUCAAUCUAGAUGUAGAUCAAUAUAAUAUUGUCUGCAUAUUUUCGAUUCACUGUAAUCUUACUGUCGAUUUACUGUCAACAUUCUGUAAACACACCACAAAAAAUAAUUUCAAAUUGCUUUUAAACCUUAACAAUAAAUGAUGAUAUUACGGAUUUUCUUGGCGAAAUAGUAUGCAUUGUUUAAAACAAAGUUUCCAAAUCACUUUCACUAAAGCAAAAUUGUCACUGAGCGAUGCUAUUACAAAUGUUACAGAACGACAGUUUUUGAAGAGUGAGCUAGAUUUGAAGGAUGUACUGAUAAUUUAUACAUUAACAAUAAUAUGAAUGUAAUCGCACAAGGGCUGGCUGUACGUGAGGUAUAGUCCGAUAUAGAGCAGUUCCAUCACCUAUUUCAUUAGAACAGGACACGGUGUUAAUGAAUAAUAAACUGAUCAAGCACGUUA
Molecule: messenger RNA, 989 nt
Organism: Pecten maximus
Lineage: Eukaryota; Metazoa; Mollusca; Bivalvia; Pectinida; Pectinidae
Exons: 3
Coding region: 59-466 (135 amino acids)
Source: RefSeq, a predicted model, not a curated record